Diatraea saccharalis (sugarcane borer) is the source of this 1263-nucleotide messenger RNA. NCBI's taxonomy places the organism in Eukaryota, Metazoa, Arthropoda, Insecta, Lepidoptera, Crambidae. The record is from the annotation of a GenBank genome assembly.
AUGGAUAAUAAAGUCCAGCCGUCUGUAACACCUGAAAAUAAAAACGCAGAAGAUAAUGUACCUAGAAAACCUAAAGUCAAUGAAACGAUACAUUCAAUGAAAGCGGUUUUUCUUCUCGAAAAUUUUUACGGCAUAUUUAGAUGCAGAGUUACUGAAGAAGGUUUAAUACCCACAAACAAAAAACUGAAAUUCAUUACCUUAUUAAUAACUUCAACCUACGCUCUGUUGUUCAUCACAAUGUUAAGACUACUUAGAGCAAUUAACGGAAUUGGUAAAAUUGUGGAUGCGAUCGACGAAGUGCCCUCCAUCGUCAUAAUAGCACAAUACGUGUCAUCUACUAUAAGAACUUCUUUCCUGCUGAGCGAGUCCAACAUCCGUCUGUUCAAAUCUAUCGCUGAUCUUGAUUUCAAAUUGCACAUCGAUACAAACAAAGGGUUCUACAAAAGCACGUGUCGAGUAACUGUAAUAUGCAUGUUGAUACUUGUGAUUUUUCAUCUACUGUUUGCAGCUGCUGACUUACUUACAGAGGAUGAUAAUAUCCCAUUGAGUAAAAUUGUCAUUCUGCCUAUAUAUUUCGAACAAAAUCUCGAGUUAAGUGUAUUCUGCUUGAUGAUAUGGAUGCUAUCAAAAAGGCUAGUGGUGAUUAACAACUAUAUAGCAGUGUUCAUCAAAGAGAAAGAAACAAAACUAUCAAUAUUUCUCGUUAAAGAUAAAGAAACGAAGGAGAAGGCGAAGGAAUUUAAUUUAAUCGGUCAACCCUCCCCUGACAAUAUGAAGAUCAGAGAUUUGGCAUUAACUUACGAUAUUAUCGGGGAAACAUGUGCCUUAAUAAAUAAUAUCUAUAACUUUCAAAUUUUUAUGUCCCUUGUGGCAACUUUUUGCUAUAUCGUCAUAACCAUUUGGUCUUCACUGUUUUAUUACAUGCAUUCCUUGGGACGUAAUCAAGAUUAUGGUUCCUUAGCUACAAUAAUAAUAUGGUGUACAACCGCUGUUGUUGGAGUAGGUAUGCUAUCGUUGUCUUGUGAACGGUUGCUAGUGAAGAGAAAUGAAACCAAGGUGUUGGUGAAUAAGAUCAUAAUGGACUAUGAUCUGCCCAAGAACAUGAGGGUACAGGCCAAAGCGUUCAUGGAGUUGAUAGAGGCGUGGCACCUGCGCAUUUUCAUUUACGACAUGUUCUCAGUGGAUAUAUCACUAAUGCUGAAAUUCAUUAGCGUAGCCACUACAUAUCUGAUAGUUAUCAUUCAGAUAACACACUUUUUGUAA